Molecule: messenger RNA, 2241 nt
Organism: Coccidioides immitis RS
Lineage: Eukaryota; Fungi; Ascomycota; Eurotiomycetes; Onygenales; Onygenaceae
Product: plasma membrane fusion protein PRM1
Exons: 1
Coding region: 1-2241 (746 amino acids)
Cellular component (GO): mating projection tip
Source: RefSeq, a predicted model, not a curated record
AUGCAGUUCUCACGCUUUAUUCCUCGCUCGUCUCCUGGCCUGCCUCCAUAUGGCGCCCACGAUCCUCCCAUGAUGCAGAACCCCGCGCCGACUACAGCUCCCCCGGGGGCAAUCACGCCUUAUCUCGGGUUCAAAGCCCGACUGUCGCAAAUAUGGAUCAACAAGUGGACUAUAUUAUUGCUUCUUGUCCUCGCUCGAGUUCUGAUCGCUGUCACUGGAUUGAAUGACAACAUGGCAUCCGCAAAACGUGAAGCCCUCUCUGCCUGUACCAGCGUCGAAUCGAUGGGAAGCGCGAUGGCAUCGAUGCCGCAUUAUAUGUCCAAGGGAGUUAACGAACUUACUGCGUCUGGUGUUGAGAGAGCAGUCAAUGGACUUAUGUCCAUGUUGCUUUUGACCGUUACGGGAGUGGAAGAGGUGGUUGUUUUCUUUGUUAACGUAUUGACGCAAACAUAUCUCUGUCUUAUUACGCUUGCAGUUUCCGGCAGUCUGCAUGUCGCCCUGAAAGUUGUUGAGGACGCUGCUGAUUUUCUCAACAAGACUUUGGCAGACGUGACCGAGGGUAUCGAAAAGGGAGUCGAUGGUUUCGAAGAUAAGAUUAAUGACUUCCUUAAGGGCAUCAACAGUAUUACCAGUGCGUUUGGCGGGGAGAAAGACCCCCCAAAGCUCGAUAUUGGCGGAGAUCUUGAUAAGUUGAAAGAAAUUCGUUUGCCUUCCUCCUUGGAUGAAGGUCUCAAGAAGAUCAACGAUUCGAUCCCGACAUUCGAUGAAGUUAAUAAAUUCGCAAACGAUGCUAUUCGAUAUCCUUUUAAAGAGGUUAAAAAAUUAAUCAACCAGUCACUGGAAGAAUAUAAGUUUGACCGCUCAGUAUUUCCUGUUCCGCAAAAAGAGAAACUGAGUUUCUGCGGCGACAACGAUGGAAUCAACUCUUUCUUCGGCAAAAUCGGGUCCAUUAUCUCAACAGCAAAGAAAAUCUUUAUUGCUGUCUUGAUUGCCGGUGCUGUCGCUGCGUGCGUCCCGAUGGCCCUCUUGGAAAUUCGAAGAUGGCGUCAUAUGAAAGAACGGGCGUCACUUGUGCAAAAGAAUGACCACGAUCCUAUGGAUGUGGUAUACAUUGUUUCUAGGCCAUAUACCUCUACUGCUGGGUUGAAGAUCGCCAGUUGGUUCAAGCCGGGCCGGAGACAAGUACUCGUUCGUUGGAUUGUUGCCUAUGCGACAACAACUCCAGCUCUGUUUUUACUCGCACUCGGGAUCGCAGGACUGUUUUCCUGUGCUUGCCAGGCUAUUCUCCUUCAUGCUGUCAAGAAAGAGGUCCCUGGGUUAACAAACGAGGUCAGCCAGUUUGCCGACAAGGUAGUCAUGAGCCUCAACAAUGCCUCUGAGCAAUGGGCAAUCAGUACCAACCGUGUUAUCGCCGAUACAAAUGACGACAUCAACCAGAAAGUGUUUGGCUGGGUAAAUACCUCUACCACUUCCAUCAACGACACCUUAAAUGUCUUCGUUGAUAAAACUAGUGAUGUCCUCAACGACACAUUUGGAGGGACGAUCCUACAUGGCCCAAUAAAAGAUGUCCUAUACUGCCUCAUCGGUCUCAAGAUUCAAGGUAUACAAAAAGCACUAACAUGGGUCUAUGACCACGCCCAUGUUGACUUCCCUAACAUGCCAAACGAUACAUUCUCUCUCGGAGCCGUCGAGUCCAUCGCGAACGACAACAAAUCAGAUCCCGAAAGCUUCCUCGCAAGCCCGGGCGACAAAACGGCCGACGCAAUCACCCACGUUGUCGUUCGUGUCACCGAAGCCAUUGAAAACGCAAUUCGCACCGAGGCUUUGAUAUCCACUUUCCUAAUCGCCCUUUGGUUUGCGAUUCUCCUCAUCGCCGUCCUGCGUGCUCUCACUCUCGCUUUUCGCCGGGACAAACCCCGUGGUGAAGGCGGAAUCGAUGCAACAUACCACCCACCUGCACCACGCGCCGCGCAUGCCGUAGGGUCUAUGGAGAUGUCAGAUUUCUACAAUGUUCCUCUUACAGGAGUCCCAAAUGCGAACGGUGACGGCGGCUUAGCGCCUAAAUAUAGCACGACUCCACACGUUCGUGGAGGAUCUCGUGGCUCUGAUACGGAUGAGGAGGAGUACCAAGCGCAGAAAUUGGGGUAUGCAGGGCAAAGAGACUACGAAGCUGCGUUGAAUAGAGAAAUGUGCAGGGAGAGUAGUUGCGGGCAAGUUAUGUAUGGGAGUGAGAAGCGGUAG